AGUGUUGUAAUUUAUAACGUUUAUAAGCAAUGGAUUUGAAUGAUAUUUUUGAAGUAGCUGCUCGAGAAAAAUAUCGAUAAAAUGCACGCUAAAUUUGUACACAGAUCUUCAUCAUCGUUGGGUGAACAUGGCUAAAGCGGAUCGUGAACUUAUCGGUCUGCACGAUGACAUGCUAAGCAGCAUGAAUAGUUUCAAUAAAUGUGUAAUCAAGUGUAACAUGCACAUUGAUCUAAACAGUCUCGAAACUUUGGUCGCCGACAUCGCCGAACCUCUGCAGCGCAAUGACUUCGUCACAAACACUAAUAAAGAUGGGAUUGUAGUUGAAAAUAUCUUGAAUGAACGUCUACACCGACUACCGAUAAUCCAACAAAUGGCGGACUCCAAGCAUAUAAUUCCAAUUGAUCAGUCGGCAGCGGUAGUGCGAGAUGUGGAGUCAACACAGUGUCCAGGCAGGCCGGUUUCGGAUAGUCUUUCGCUAUCAACGCGUUCGAGUUGGUUGAAUAAACCGGAUGCAAAAGUCCCAAAGCAAAAAGCAAAGCCCAUUACGUCCCCACAGCCCACUUCAGCACAGCCACAGGACACGGCCACUGUUUCCGCUAAAACAAAAACCAUGCUGCCUGUUUCACCACGUAAACGUAUCCUCGAGCCACCGAAAUGCGGAAGAACAACAUCCAGCAGUGAAAUCUAUCAUCAGAUCGUAAAGAACAUAGCCGCCUUUCCAGAGGGAAGUGUGAUAAAAGCUGAAAUGAUGCAUCUAAACAUAGCCGAAAAGUGUUUCUUUGUAGGCAUGUGGGGUGCGGAGCCGCUGCAAAAGUUAUUCGAGGGGAAAUUACUUCUUAAGGAGUUGGACCAGCUUCCCAACUUUGGGGAGAUAUUUGCGGUGUACGAUUGCCACGACGGGGUCAUUCCACGUGUCACAAUCAAUGAUUAUGCGGAUGAGGGUGGCUAUGAUGCCUAUUUGAUUGAUUUCGGCGAGAAUAUAUUUGCCCUACCAGAUGACAUACGGCUGCUGCCGGCGGAGGCCAUCAGAUGCUUCUUCAAAGAAGGCGAUGUCUCCCAUAUGACCGAGUUCCGAUUGACAAGAGUGGCCUUGCGUGUUUUGGAAAAAUGUGGUGGCGAUUGAAUAGUUGAACUGGCCGAUGACAAGGCCAACAACAGUCGUCGCAGGAAGAGUCCUGUCAAAUCAGCUGCAGCCGAUUCUAUUCAAGAUCAAUCCGUGCCAACCAAGACAAAUGGGCCACAGUUAGGAGUGGCAGUCGAUUCUAAUGGAGUAGAGUCCGAUUCCGCGGGUCCAACCUCAGCCAAGCCACAGGACCCACUGCUUAGCAAGGAAAUCUGUUCUAUUAAAGAUCAGUCCACUUCCUCUUGCCCACCAGCAGAGCUCUUGGCAGUUGAUUCCUACCCAGAUCAGUCAAAAGCAGAAAAGAACAAGGAAUCUGUGGGCAUUACGAUCCUAAGCUCAAUGGCUGCUUCAAGGGUAGACACUGUCGCUUGUUGCAUGAGUUAUUUGCACCUCAGGGCGUCACCAAGGACUUGGAGGUGGAAGACGCUCUGCCGGAAACCGAGUUUGAUGCGCCAUUCCCAAAAAAAUUUGGAAGCAUUGUGGAAAUGCAGUUUCAUUGUGGAUGGCUCUUCUCCUCUGGUAUGGAUCAAGAAUGAUGUCCUAGGGGCCAAGAGUCAGUUCAAGCAGAAACCGCAUAUGUUGGACAUACUCAACGUGGAGGAAGACGUGGUGCUGGUUUUGGAUUCGAUUCCUUGGCGACAAUGCCGAUCUGGCCGAGCAACUGAUGAAGCGCGGCUAUGCACAGCCCGAUGAGGAGGGUCGUAACCAUAUGAUUCGGAUCUUGAUCUGUAAACGUAUUUCCUUUUCUUGUAAUACGAAGUAUAACAUAGUCAUUCAUAUAGCAUUCCAAUAUUUCUUAAUUAAAUUUUUUAACACCCACAACACAAUCGAACACAACGGAGACGGUGCUGGAGUAGUUCGGUUUUUAAGCAAACAUUGACUAUUGCCGUAGAUUGAGAAAGACGGAUAUGCUUCCUGGCGGAGCCACCUAUUUAUGCCCUUUUUAGAUAACUUUGAAUUACGAAUCCCUUAGCUUUUUUUUAGUACCACAUCCACACCGAAUAAACAAAACAUAUGUAUAUGUU
This is a messenger RNA of Drosophila miranda, 2148 nucleotides long. RefSeq lists its product as uncharacterized. The coding region runs from base 128 to 1123 and encodes 331 amino acids. Lineage: Eukaryota; Metazoa; Arthropoda; Insecta; Diptera; Drosophilidae. The record is from RefSeq and is a predicted model, not a curated record. The transcript has 2 exons.